Uranotaenia lowii is the source of this 1899-nucleotide messenger RNA. RefSeq names its product CDP-diacylglycerol--inositol 3-phosphatidyltransferase-like. The transcript is spliced from 5 exons. Gene Ontology annotation, molecular function: CDP-diacylglycerol-inositol 3-phosphatidyltransferase activity. Gene Ontology annotation, biological process: phosphatidylinositol biosynthetic process. NCBI's taxonomy places the organism in Eukaryota, Metazoa, Arthropoda, Insecta, Diptera, Culicidae. Gene Ontology annotation, cellular component: membrane; Golgi apparatus. The coding region runs from base 229 to 906 and encodes 225 amino acids. The record is from RefSeq and is a predicted model, not a curated record.
UUUUCGCGGUGCGCGCGUGGUGGGUGGAAGAAUCAAAAUCCUCCGACUGCGGGUGUUUUCUGGUAUCAGUCUUCUCGUCUCGCACCAAAUAAGCAAACGGACAGCAGACAGCCGUCAAACCAGAGUGAAAAUCCGUAAUCCAACCAAAGCGUUUGCAAACAACGGAGUAGUUUCAAUUUGUCACUGCAGAAGAAAUUAACCUGUGAAGUACCUGCGCUCGUCAUCAUCAUGUCCUCGACGGAGAAGGAAAACAUCUUUUUCUUCGUGCCGAACAUCAUCGGUUAUGCCCGGAUUGUUCUGGCCAUCGUAUCGUUCUACUACAUGCCCACAAAUUACGUUGUGGCCGGAUGGUGCUACAUCGUGAGUGUGGUCUUGGAUGCUCUCGAUGGUCAUGCAGCGCGGCAUUUCAAUCAAUCAACAAAGUUCGGUGCCAUGUUGGAUCAAUUGACCGAUCGUUGCGGCACUAUGGGUCUGUUAGUAACGCUGAGCUAUUUCUACCCGGCCUACAUGUUCUGGUUCCAGCUGUCGAUGGCCAUCGAUGUCGCCUGUCACUGGUUUUACCUGCAUACUACUGUCCUGCAGGGUAAAACAUCCCACAAGUUUGUCGAUCUUUCUGGUAACCCGAUUAUGCGUGUGUACUACACCAAUCGCACUGUGCUUGGACUCAUGUGCUUGUUCAACGAAUUGUUCUAUGCGGCCCUGUAUCUGUUGCAUUUCACCCCUGGACCAGCUAUUCUCGGUAUCUCUUCGUUCAAGCUGCUGGCAAUUGUUUCGGCUCCAGUGGCCAUUGCCAAGACGGCCAUUUCCGUUAUUCACGGUUAUGUGGCCAGUCUGAAUAUCGGGACGAUCGAUGUGGCCGAACGAGAAGCCGCACGGCAGCGUGAGGCCGCCAAGAAGCCACAGUAAUCUGGAAUCUGCUAGUUCUCCAAAGGAAAUACCAAGCUUUCUUCCAAACACAUCAUUCAUCCAGUCCUUCCAGCCAGGUGAGUUUCUUUUUGUGGUAAUAUCUCUGUUAACUCAAUAAGGUAGACUGUCGCAAAGCUGGGACUCCAGGAGCAACCGUUUGAAAGGAGGAAAGCAAAAUCUGUAGGCUAUUAUAAAUGUUACACUACACUAACUUUUGUCGUGUAUACCUUGCAAUCCUUGAUAGCUGUCGUGUUAGAAAGUCGAGAUCUUUCAGUUUUUAUAGCAUUCGUACACGUUUCUGGCACAGCUUUGAACAUCAUUGCCUCAAAAGAAUGCAAAAACGAAAGUAACCUCGGAAAAGUGAAUGGGUGUUUUGGUAGAGUUAUAUCUGAAAAUUGAUAUUAAAUUCAUAAAACAGGUUUAAAGUGAAACUUUAGAGAUUGUUUCCGAUGCAAAUGAUACCAAAUACAGAAAAAACAAAUGUGACAAAUUGACCUUUACGACAAACCAAACAUUGAAGGAUCAUCAUAAGUGUCAAAUUACAAAAUUUAAAAACCUGAAUCGGUGAGGCGAAAAAUUAUCAGAAUGUAUUUUAUAUUAAAAAUAACAAUCGUAAGAAUAACAUUCGUCCAGCACCGGACAAAAGCUUUAGCAUUCCACAGGUGAGCAAUAAAAGGUAGAACCAAAAGCUCUCGAUAGAAGAAAACCCGAAAUCCGAGAUUACAAAAUCAAAUGAUCCCCUGUGCGUGUUUAGAUUUCAUCCUCCCAGGAACCGGUACCGGUUCAAACUGUCAACAAAUGAGUAUAUAAAAUUAUAUUAUAUAGAGCAAGAAUUAUAUUUAACACAUAAUUUCAUACCAACACACAAAAUCAAUACAUAUAUCUAACUCAAGUGCACCCCGAAUCAAAUCGAUGUUGUACUUAACAGAGAAAAAAAAAACAAGUUGUAUGAGCAUUCAUCUGUUUAGUAAUAAAAGUAUGUAGACAAUGGAA